Molecule: messenger RNA, 1323 nt
Organism: Trichobilharzia szidati
Lineage: Eukaryota; Metazoa; Platyhelminthes; Trematoda; Strigeidida; Schistosomatidae
Source: the annotation of a GenBank genome assembly
AUGGCUAGUUUCAUUGCAAAACAACUCAUUGGAAACCAAUUGGAUUCAGUGAAAGGUGCUUUGGGUGAUAAAAAAGAUGAAGGAGAAGGUGUCCUUGGCGGACGUAAAGAAAUCGAUCCAGAAGUGGAAGCAGCAUUACGUGAAGCCGAAGAGAAACGAGAGGCUAAACAUCGUAAAAUGGAAGAAGAAAGAGAAGUAAUGCGUCAGGGCAUCAGAGAUAAAUAUGGAAUUAAAAAGAAGGAAGAAGAAAUUCCAAAUGAUUUCGAUUUUUCAAGCCCAGAAGGUCGUCUUGGUCGUAAACGUAAAACACCAGCUGAACUGGCUGCUGAAGCGAAUGAAGCUGAAGAUGAAAAUAUUUUGACAAGUAUGUUACCAGAAAAUAUGAGAAAUAUGGCGAAUAAAGUGACAGAAGUUCCUGGAAAACUCAUUUCAGAAGCCAGCGAAAAAUGUCUUCUCAUGUAGUGGACAAUAAUAACCAUGCAUCAUUGACUUUUACAGAUAUGCAGUAUACAGCAUAAUCGAACAAAACGGACAAACAAAUUCAUGAUUAAAACAUCGUAAAGCUCUCCAACAGAAAAAAAUAACGGUUCACUACUUAUCGUAAUACACAUUUCAAUACAUCUCUUGUCAUCUCUUUGAUCGAAAAACAUUUAUUUAUUUUCGAAACACGUAGAUCAAUCAAAACAUUUUUACAUAUUAUAAUGCUCAGCAGUGCCAUUCAUUAUACAUAUAUAUAUUUACUCUAAUAUUAACUUAGUGCCUGAUGAUUGGAUAAUUUAACAUGUCUGUAUAACGAUAGUGCAGUGUGACCUUGAAUUGAUAGACUGAGAGCGUAUAUUGUCUACCAAUCAUUUCAUUUGUUUGUCUGUCAUUCAUUCACUCUUCAGGAGUAAACGAUUGGCUAUCAGGAUAAAUCGAUAUUUAAUUGAUUAUUUUGGUUAUACGUAUAUAUACAAACAUUGCAUUUACUUCCUUCCACACGUCAAAUUCAUCAAGUUUUAUUUUGGUUUAGUGUGCAGGUAAUUAAUUAGCAGUUGUUAGUGUUAAAAUUGUAAGACGUCAAAAAAAAUAGUUGUGAUUCAUUUCAUAUAUUCUGCUUUCAAAUUAUUAAAUCUGAUUUAUGUAAUUAUAUUUAUUCAUUUAGUGAAUUAAUUAUUUAAUUAAUUUCAUCAUCAUAGCAUUUGGACGAUAUUAAUUAUUGUUUAAAUGACUUUUAUUGAAUUGCUUAUUUACUUAUUUAUUAUUUAAUUAUUUAUUCAUUGAAUUAAAACCAGAUUUAAAAAUAUACCAAAACAAACCCAUGUGAACAAUGCAUAAUUCGAA